Molecule: messenger RNA, 672 nt
Organism: Lactuca saligna
Lineage: Eukaryota; Viridiplantae; Streptophyta; Magnoliopsida; Asterales; Asteraceae
Source: the annotation of a GenBank genome assembly
AUGGUGUCCCUCCCUGGGCCGGCGAUGAACCCUUUCCCAUCGGAUUUUAAUGGAUUUCCGGAGAAUAAAAAGCUCCUUUGGUACAGACCUAACUCUGCUAUAUACGUGAAGUUAAUUGUGAUGCUUGGAAAAUGCAAGCAACCUAAGAGAGCAAAUUCCUUGUUUCAAGCCAUGAUUGAUGAAGGAUGUGAUGUAAACCAAGAGUCAUACAUUGCUCUUCUCUCUGUCUAUAGCCGAAGUGGCCUAUUUAGAAAAGCAUUUUCUAUUCUAAAAGUGAUGAAGAACACACCCAACUGCCACCCUGAUGUCUACACAUAUUCCAUCCUCAUAAAAUCAUGCCUUCAUUUUCAUGAGUUUGAUAAAGUGCAAUCUCUGCUUUCUGAAAUGUUCUCACGAGGAGUCAACCCGAACACAUUUACUUACAAUACCCCUAUUGAUGCAUACGGGAAAGCAAAAAGAUUCGCUGAUAUGGAAUCAACAUUAGUGGAAAUGCUUCGCCAAAGGGAAUCGGAAAUGAAGGGGGUGUUGGUGAUGAUGGAAAGUAAAGGGUGUGAACCUGAUAAGAUUACGUAUAGAACUAUGAUUACAGCUUACAAUAUGAAUGGAAUGAGUAACCAUGUGAAGGAGUUGAGGCUUAUGCUUUCUUCAGUUGGAAAAUCAGAUUCUAGAUGA